Molecule: messenger RNA, 1425 nt
Organism: Brettanomyces bruxellensis
Lineage: Eukaryota; Fungi; Ascomycota; Pichiomycetes; Pichiales; Pichiaceae
Exons: 1
Coding region: 1-1425 (474 amino acids)
Biological process (GO): protein polyubiquitination; transcription-coupled nucleotide-excision repair; proteasome-mediated ubiquitin-dependent protein catabolic process
Cellular component (GO): Cul4A-RING E3 ubiquitin ligase complex; nucleotide-excision repair complex
Molecular function (GO): protein binding
Source: RefSeq, a predicted model, not a curated record
AUGCAUCAGAUAUUUUUUGAGCAAUAUGUCAACGGGUUCCAAGAGUCCCCGUUAGACCUUUUGAGUAUAGUAACUGAAGCCAAAUACAGCCAAUUGGCAAGUCUAGACUACACUGAGGGUGUAUGUCGGUUUCCAGAGAGGUGUCAUAUAGCGUCUGUAAAUGCUUUAGCAUUGGAUUCAAUAGACAAACGCUUUCUUUUAUCAGGAGGUGGUGAUUCUUCUAUCAAAUUGUGGGAUUUGAGUUCGAAGGAAGAUACAUUUGCUAUUGCAAAGGAAGAAAAGGCAGAUAAGAACAUCAAGAACAAUAACAGGAACCGAAAAUUGGCAAAUGGACCAAUAUACGAGCCUGCAUUUAUAAUUCCUGCUCACAGUGUUCACAAAUUUGGCAUAACCCAUUUGAAAUGGUGGAGAGAUAAUGGAAUGUGGGUUUCCUCGUCUUACGAUCAUUCACUUAAGGUGUUUGAUUCAGAUACAAUGCAGCCAGUACAGUCGUUUGAUCUAAAAUCAAGAGUGUUAAACUUUGAUUUUGAUCCAUCUGGUUCAAGUUCUCAGGUCGCCUGUUGUCUAGACGGAGGUGUUGGAGGUGUCAAAUUAGUCGAUCUUAGAACUUUAGCAGAUUCCCAGACUUUAGGAGGAGGUGGAAAACAGAGGGGCGGAUUUGGCUACAUGCUAAGCUGUGCAUGGUCACCAACUGAUCCAAAUGUUCUUGUCAGUGGAGGUGUUGAUGGAUAUUGCAUUGGCUGGGACAUUCGUGCUGCAAAUGGUUGUCUUUUCAAAAUGGACUACAACUUGACAACGGGAAAUUAUAAAAACAGUGAUAGAAAGCUUCUGUUCUACCAAGAUAUCCCCAGAGCGCACAACGGGGGUGUGAACUCUUUGCUUUUCAACGAAACGGGAACAGAUCUUAUUACCCUAGGUACUGAUGAAAGGAUCAGGAUCUGGGAUUUGACAACCGCAAAUAAACCUUUGAACAAAUCAAUUAAUUUUGGACCUCUUGUGCGGAACAAAUCAACGCAAUUUGUACAAAUGUGCCUCAGUCCAAUGCUAGAGACAGAGAUGCAAUACCUCUGGUUUCCAUCUGAGAAUGGUCAAAUGCUUGUUUAUAGAAUACAGGAUGGAAAACUUGUUUGCAGACUCACUCGGAGAGGUCCUGGAAUGCAGUCUUCGAAAAUGCAUACUGUUGUCUAUGGUGGUCACAACUCUGUUAGGUAUUAUGCCGGAUGCCAUGAUGGAUCUAUAUCUGUAUGGGGCUACAUGAAAGAUACAGAUUUUGCCAAUGAGCCAUUACGAAUUGAACGUGAUGGGAAUAACGAUAGUGUUGAUAAUGCUGGUGAGGAUAAUGAAAACGGUGAAGAAAGCGAUAAUGAAGGGAAAACGAUUCUUGAUGAAAUUCACGACGAAAUGGUCGGAAAGGGGAAAAAGUGA